UUCGUACACAUAGGUAAGUAAAACUCUUUUACUAUAAAUAUAGUGCCUAUCUUUAUAUUAAAAUUUGGGAUUUUUUUGCCUACGCUAUAACAUAAUAGAAUAGUUUAAAACCUCUUUUCUAAAUAAGUCAUUAUUGUGUUAUUACUGUUAUUUACAGAAAAAGAUGUUUUCGCAAGAGCAGUAGUAUUGAUUCUAAAGAAGGUGAAGCCAUAUCAUUAUCGUCAGAUGAUAGUGUGAGGUCUGAAAAUGUAAUGACACCCAUCGAUAGGCCAGUUAGACGGGUUAGACCACUUAACAGGGAAAUUAAUUCUACUGCUGCGUCUACUGGAAUAACUUCUGACGAUGAAACUCAAGAAGUGCCCCAAGAAGUGGUUAUGGAAGUUGAAGUAAACACAAGUGCCCCUCCUCCCCAAUCUUCAUAUAGAGUUUUAGAUAUUGAAAACCUGGAGAUAAUUCCAUCCCCUGUAUCAUCGCCACUACCGAUAUCAUCAUCAGAGGUUGAUGAGUCGUUGGCCAAUCAAAAUCAGCUAUUGGAACAUGGAUAUGCCAAAGAGGAGCGCCAAGGUCGCAAUUUUCCCAUCAAUUUCGCAGCUUCCAUUUCCACUGCAUCCUCAUCAUCAUCAUCAUCGAGGACUGACAUAUCAAGAUUGUCUAAGUUAAUUAAUGGAAAUAAAAAUAACAGCAGGCAAAAGAAGGAAAAAAAAAAACAAAAAACCUAAGUUCCUUUGUUGACAAAAUGAAUCAAAAAGAAAAAGAAGAGGCAAAUAUAUCUUUGGCAAAAUUUUUUUUUGGGUGUAAUAUUCCGUUCAGUGUUGUGGAAAGUGACCAUUUCAAGAAUUUUUUAAAACUUUUACGUCCGGCAUACAAUCCGCCUA
Molecule: messenger RNA, 875 nt
Organism: Anthonomus grandis grandis
Lineage: Eukaryota; Metazoa; Arthropoda; Insecta; Coleoptera; Curculionidae
Exons: 2
Coding region: 252-719 (155 amino acids)
Source: RefSeq, a predicted model, not a curated record